Messenger RNA from Paramecium primaurelia, 1052 nucleotides. The record is from the annotation of a GenBank genome assembly. NCBI's taxonomy places the organism in Eukaryota, Ciliophora, Oligohymenophorea, Peniculida, Parameciidae.
AUGGAUGUUCAAAAUGAUGGAGAAUAAUAAGGUGAUAAUAAUGAGAAUGAUAGAAAUACAAUUCCAAAAAUUACAAAACUCUUCUCAAGAGCAAUGGAUUAAUUUAGAUUGAGAGUGUUUUUCUUAUUCCUUGAGAGAUUGUAUAUAAUAAUCAGCAUGUCGAUUAUUUUAGUUUUAUUAUCAUUACAAAAUUGUGGGUGGAAUGAUUUACAUUAUUGGGUUUUAUUUAGCAGUAUACAGGCAGUUUUUAGCUUAAUCUUGUAUGGAUAAUUGUUUCAUUUUUCCAAUAUUCAAUCCAUAUAAUAACAUUUAGCUUUUCAUUAUGUUUAAAUAGUAUUUGUUCCAAUAAAUGAAGUUACAGAUCAUCCAGUAGCUCCAGAAGGUAUAUAAUUAUUAUUAUGAAAGUUUAUGAUCCUACUGCAAACUUAUCUACUAUGGAACUUGAUAAAAAGGCAGAUAUAAUGCAAUUAUAAAUAAGAUAAGAGAUUGUUAAUUAGAGUAAAUUUUGCAAAUACAAUAACAUAUUCAGUAAUGUUACAAAUUAGGCAAUAUUUAUAUGGACAAUAUAUUAUAUUGUAGCUAAUCCUUAUGAAAGUAGUAAAGAAGUUGAUUGCAAUAAAUGGCCAAUUAUCCAAACUUAUAUUUAUGGAUCUUUUUUGUUCUUAUAAUAUUCUUAAUAUUAUUUACUGGUUGCUUUGGCAUUAGUUAUCCUGCCUUUUAUUUUGAUUUAUUUAUUAAUUCGAUGUUUUACAGACAGAAAAAAGAAAUAAGAAGCCUUGAGAGCAUUAAAUGAUUUACAAAAGAAAAAGAUUUUGUAUAAGCCAAACAUUCUUGAAGGAGAACAAGAAUGUUCAAUAUGUAUGUAGCCUUAUCAAACUGAUGAUGAAGUUUUAUAAAUGCCUUGUAGUACACUUCAUCAUUUUCAUAACACAUGUAUAUCUGCAUGGCUAUAAAUUUAAUCAACAUGUCCAAAUUGUAGAUAAUAAUUAUUGCCAGAGAAUUUAUAACCACUUCUUCAGCAACAACAACAACAAUAACAAGAAGAAUUAUGA